UCAGAGGUUUCUCUCUGAAAGUGGACUCAGUUUGACUCUGGACCACUUGCUGCAUUGAGUAUAGCGGUGAGAGGUCAGCAGACAUCUUGUGGACAUGGACAGGCCUGUCUGUCUGAUUGAGAACACAAGCGCUGGUGAACUGCAGGUGAACCAGGAAUCCCUGGACAUUCUGAGGUCAAUCAGGCAGCCUGUGGUGGUGGUGUCCAUCGUAGGCUUGUACCGCACGGGCAAGUCUUACCUGAUGAACAGGCUGGCUGGGAAGACCACAGGGUUCCCCUUGGGCUCCACUGUCCAGUCUGAGACAAAGGGCAUUUGGAUGUGGUGUGUGCCACACCCUCACAGAGAUGACCAAACUCUGGUCCUGCUGGACACUGAGGGUCUAGGGGAUGUGGAAAAGGGGGAUCAGAACAAUGACACCUGGAUCUUUUCCCUGGCUGUCCUCCUGAGCAGCACAUUGGUCUACAACAGCAUGGGCACCAUCAACAAUGAAACUGUGAUGAGCCUGCACUAUGUGACAGAGCUGACCGAGCACAUCAAGGUGAAGUCCACCGAGGAGGAGACGGAAGAGACGUCUUCCGACUACGUCCGCUUCUUCCCCACCUUCAUCUGGGCUGUGAGGGACUUCACUCUGGAACUGGAGAUCAACGGAGAAGCAGUCACUGCGGACGAGUACCUGGAGAACUCCCUGAAGCCAAAAAAUGGUUCCUCUAGAGCGGUUGCCCUGAGUAACGAUGCCCGGGAGUGCAUCCGGAACUACUUCCCGGAGCGGAAGUGCUUUGUGUUCGACCAGCCCGGCUCCAAGGAGAAGCUGAAGCUUCUGGAUCAACUGGCAGAUUCUGAACUGGACCCGCAAUUUAUGAAGCAAACCUCUGAUUUCUGCAGCUACAUUUUCAGCUGUUCCAAAGUGAAGACCGUUAAAAGCGGGAUCACAGCCACCGGGAGCUUACUGGGGAACCUGGCGGUGACGUACGUGGACGCCAUUCGUAGCGGGAACGUCCCGUGUUUGGAGAACGCCGUGGCGGCGCUGUCUCAGAUCGAGAACUCGGUGGCGGUCGAGGAGUCUUUCGCCCUCUACAGGCAGCUGCUGGGAGAGCGGGUGAAACUGCACACCAAGACUCAGAAGGAGCUCUCCAGCGCUCACGACGGCUGCCUGAAGGAGGCGCUGCAGCUCUUCAUGAAGCGCUCCUUCAAGGACGAGGACCAGAAGUAUCAAGCAGCACUCAUGGAACGCGUGAAGAACGCGUACGAGGAGAAGUGUGCGGAGAACGAGGAGAUGUCGCGGAAUCACUGCGCAGCUCUCCUCCUCCAGCUGGAGCAAGGCAUGGACAUGGAUCCAGUGGAAGCCUACAUGAAGCCUGGGGGAUAUCAGGGGUUCAAGGGUCAACUGAACAAAUUAGUUAAAUUAUACAGACGCAAGCCGGCCAAAGGGGUGAAGGCAGAGGAAGCCUUGGCCAACUACCUAAGCGAGAAAAACCGACUGGGGAAAAUCAUUUUGACAACAGAUGAGAAAAUGUCAGAACAACAGAAGCAUCUUAAGGAGCAGAGAGCCCAGUUGGAGGAGGAGAAGCAGAGAGCAGCAGCAGCCCGAGAACAGCAGAUGGCUCUGGUGAUAAGAACGAAUGAUAUAGAAAGGGCUCGCCAGGAGAACGAGAGGCAACUGAUGGAGAGAAUGGAGAGGGACCGGGAAGAACUCCUGAAGCAAAACCGGGAACUGAGGAUGCUAUGUGUCCAACUGGCAGAAAGGCCCGCUAGGAUCAUCGAGCGUAUUGAGACACAUGAGCGCAUUGUGGAGAGAAAUACUUGUGUAUUGUCAUAGAGAACGGGACUGAAAAAGGCCGUGUCCUUUCCUGAGUGUUGAAGUAAGGUGGGAAAAAUGAGGAAUCAUGCAAACUGUACAGCCUAAUUGUACGCCUCAGAGCCAAAUUGUUGGACUUCUUUAUCUAUGAAGUGGAUUCAUUCCUUUUUAUUUUCCUGUUUUUAUGCACAUUUGCAGUACUUAAGUGGACCACAGAAACAUGCUGUUUUGUAAAGCUUCAGCAAAUGUAGACUUGUUUACCACCUACAAACUCUCCAUAAAGUGGAAUAUGCAAUUGUUUCCAUCAUUUAACUCAUUGAAAUAUCAUUUUCUGGCAUCAAAUGUAAAUUCUGAGGGUGGUAAAUGCUUGUAUAAUGCUGUUUUUUUCCCCUCAAUGAAUUUUUUUAAAAAUCUUGUGGAUUCUUCAUUAUUGUCAAAAAGAGAAUGUUAAAUUGUAGGGUUUGCCAUGUCAUGUCUGAGAAAUUACAUUUUUUUUAUUGCA
Messenger RNA from Anguilla anguilla (European eel), 2297 nucleotides. RefSeq names its product guanylate-binding protein 1-like. The record is from RefSeq and is a predicted model, not a curated record. Gene Ontology annotation, molecular function: GTP binding; GTPase activity. The transcript is spliced from 11 exons. Bases 95 to 1816 code for a protein of 573 amino acids. NCBI's taxonomy places the organism in Eukaryota, Metazoa, Chordata, Actinopteri, Anguilliformes, Anguillidae.